Microthlaspi erraticum is the source of this 1131-nucleotide messenger RNA. Lineage: Eukaryota; Viridiplantae; Streptophyta; Magnoliopsida; Brassicales; Brassicaceae. The record is from the annotation of a GenBank genome assembly.
AUGGAGUCUCCACAAUCUGUGGCAUCAACCUUGGAUGGUAUCCAUUUGAAUGACAGUGUUGAAAACAGAACAAAGAAACCUGUCAUGCCGUCUAAUUCAGACAGUUUCGUCGGCUUGCUUGAGGUUUUUAUUCACCAAGCUAGGGACAUCCACAACAUCUGCAUCUAUCAUAAGCAAGAUGUGUAUGCUAAGCUUUGUCUCACAAGCGAUCCUGAGAGCUCUUUAUCCACCAAGAUCAUCAACGGUGGAGGGAGGAACCCUGUCUUCGACGAUACUCUUCGGUUCGAUGUGAAGACUCUCGAUUGUUCGCUCAAGUGUGAGAUAUAUAUGAUGAGUAGGGUGAAGAAUUAUCUUGAGGAUCAGCUACUUGGAUUCACUCUUGUACCUUUGUCUCAAGUGAUUGUGAGGAGCGGGAAACUGGAGAAAGAGUUCUCUCUUUCUUCAACCGAUUUGUAUCACUCUCCUGCAGGUUUUGUUGAGUUGUCUCUCUCGUACGCAGGAGAUUCGCCUGAGUUGAUGCACAUUCCUGCUGCGGUUCCAAUAGUGGAUCAUGAGACAGAGUUGGCUUCUAUUGAGUUUGAUGAGAGUGACUUUUUGGAUCCAAAGAUCGUCUGUGAAAACAAUCAAAUGGUGUCCAAGUAUUUGGCCGAUUCUGAUGAACUUGUAAGCUCUGAAGCCGGCUUUGUGGAAGUAAACAGCGUCCAGUCUGCAGCUGUUGAAGAAGAAGCUCCAAAGAAUACUGUCUCAACGAAUGAAGUCUCUUCUCCAUCUAUUGCAGUUAGCUCUGGUUCCUCGGACACUCAUGUUGAUUCAAAGCUAUCAAACAACUCAGGUUCAGAUGAAGAAGCAAAGAAGCCGAAAGAUAUCAAGACAGAUAAGAAGGAUGAUGAUGAAGCUGUUGUGAAAUCUGUUCUGACAGUGAACAUUGAACAACCAGAGCAAAAGGUGGUGCAGCAAGAUAUCAUUGACAUGUACACAAAAAGCUUGCAGCAAUUCACUGAAUCGCUAGCUAAGAUGAAACUCCCUUUGGACAUCGACAGCCCGACUCAAUCAGAGAACUCGAGCUCCUCCCAGCAGACGCCAAAGAGCGCAGGCUCUCGUGUUUUCUAUGGCAGUAGAGCCUUCUUCUGA